Messenger RNA from Pogona vitticeps (central bearded dragon), 511 nucleotides. NCBI's taxonomy places the organism in Eukaryota, Metazoa, Chordata, Lepidosauria, Squamata, Agamidae. The record is from RefSeq and is a predicted model, not a curated record.
CACUUCUUUUCUUGGCAGUGAUUCUAUGCCAGCAGCAUCUUGGACUCUCUCCGGUGUGAUGCGCGCAAGAUACCCUUUGCUCCUCUGGCUAGCCUCUCCAGCAGCGGCUUGCCUCUUCUGCUUCUCCGACGCCAAGCGCCGCCUCCGGGUUUGCCAAUAUUUUUUGGGCCACCAGAGCGAGCAGCAUGGAGCUUGUCUGGAGACCCUGCGGGCAUCCUUCCAGCCUUAUGACACAACGGAGGUGGAUGUGACCGAAAUUGAGAAGCUGAAGGACAUUUUCACCAGGAGUAUCUUCUUCCUGGAAGAGAAAGGCAUGGCCAAGGUGCCUUAUCGUCAGGCCUUUUCGGAAGCUGUGGGAUGGGUUAAAAAAGAAGUGGGUCAACUAAAAACAGCUCCAGCCUGCAUCCCACCAUGCGGGUUCCAGAUAGAGGCUCGCCACUAUAGAUGUUCAUCAUGUAGCUUUGAGGACUGCCCGCUGCCGAUCGAUUGCCCAAGUACAUCUUCUUUCUAA